Molecule: messenger RNA, 504 nt
Organism: Colletotrichum lupini
Lineage: Eukaryota; Fungi; Ascomycota; Sordariomycetes; Glomerellales; Glomerellaceae
Exons: 4
Coding region: 1-504 (167 amino acids)
Source: RefSeq, a predicted model, not a curated record
AUGCCUCAGGUCACUUUCUUUCCCUCAGCGCCGCCCGGACCCACGCCAGGCCGCUUCUACCCGAUACGGCCCACUGCCGUAACCGUGCUUUCCUGGGAGGGCCGCCGGCACAUCCUCAACUUUCGCCAUUGGUUAGAUCGAUCCCAACAUUGCUCCAUCUGCACGAGUUGCAGCAUUGAGUCCAAACUGUAUCAACGGCCUACUUGCCGCCCCGGGAGGCAAGGGGACCUUAGGCACCGGAAGUACGGAGUAAUGCUUGAAGAAAUGUUUGGUAGCAAUGACAACUUGUCACGUGCGCUUUCCGCUGGCCGUAGAGCCUUGCUUCAAGAGCAGGUCGACAAAAGCUGGGAAAUUGUUUAUCCUACUGUGGAAGCCAGCGUCUAUAUGAGCCAACCGAGAGACUCGAAGAAUGCCAUAUCCCACAAGCCGACUAACAUGCUGUCUCCCCGGCCGAGAACCACCUCCCCGGGUCAAAGCCAGACGUCAUUUCCACUUGAGCUCUAG